AUGAAGUUCCUCAAGGUCGGCCGUGUUGCCAUCAUUACCCGCGGCAGGUUUGCCGGUAAGAAGGUCGUCAUCAUCCAGCCCGUCGACUCAGGCAACAAGCUGCACCCGUACGGCCACGCCAUCGUUGCCGGCAUCGAGCGCUACCCCCUCAAGAUCACCAGGCGCAUGUCCAAGACGCGCCAAGAGAAGCGCAACAAGAUAAAGCCCUUCGUCAAGGUUGUCAACUACAAUCACCUUAUGCCCACCCGCUACACCCUUGAGCUCGAGGGCCUCAAGGGCUCCGUGACGAACGACACCUUCAAGGAGGUCAGCCAAAGGGAGGAUGCGAAGAAGAACGUGAAGAAGGUGCUCGAGGAGCGUUACACGAGCGGAAAGAACCGGUGGUUCUUCACUCCUCUUAGGUUCUAA
Pyricularia pennisetigena is the source of this 408-nucleotide messenger RNA. RefSeq lists its product as uncharacterized. NCBI's taxonomy places the organism in Eukaryota, Fungi, Ascomycota, Sordariomycetes, Magnaporthales, Pyriculariaceae. The record is from RefSeq and is a predicted model, not a curated record. Gene Ontology annotation, molecular function: structural constituent of ribosome. Bases 1 to 408 code for a protein of 135 amino acids. Gene Ontology annotation, cellular component: ribosome; cytosolic large ribosomal subunit. The transcript has 3 exons. Gene Ontology annotation, biological process: translation.